AUGAUUGAGAAUAAUGUAGGAGUCAAUAGGAAUACCCCUGGGUAUAUUUGGAGAAUGGACACAAGAGUGCAGAACAUAAAAGUAACGACGAGGGAGAGAGCUGCUAGAUAUGUGAAGGAUGUGUUGGCAAUGGAGGAAGACAGGCGGCUAAAAAUAGCACUACGGGAAGAAAUGAGAGGAAUAUUAAACAGAAAUCCGACAAAAAGGGAUAAAAAUUUGCAUUCAGCGAUAAAAGAGAUGGGAUGUGAGGAAAUAUCAGGAAUGAUAUACAAUAAGGAAGAAAAUGAAUAA
Cotesia congregata is the source of this 291-nucleotide messenger RNA. NCBI's taxonomy places the organism in Eukaryota, Metazoa, Arthropoda, Insecta, Hymenoptera, Braconidae. The record is from the annotation of a GenBank genome assembly.